AUGGCAUCUUGGCCCCCGCUCGCACCAGUCCCACCCCCCGCGGUGCAGAGUGCCAUCCCACCCCAGGAAUGGGAGCUCUAUAUAGAUGCAUGGGUCCUGCUCCUGGGCCUGCGCAUAGAAGCAUCCAAUGUGCAGUUUGCUGAGGAAGCUCCCAAAGAUGUCUCUGCAGUCACUUUCUUGACUUCUUUCUAUGACCAACUCGCAACAACCGGUACGCUGGGUUUGCAUAUGGGGCCAAAAGCAAGAACAUUGCGAAAGCUAUGUUUCCUGCUCACAAGACGUUUCCUUCUGGAUGCGCCCACGACACCAUCCGAGCUACUAGGGUGGAAGUACCUUGGUGACCUAUGCAACUGCUAUCCCUCCAGCUCGGCGCUGAAGAAGCUCCUGUCCGAAGCAUGGGACAAGCACGAAGAGUCGAUAUCAUCCAGCCUGGAAAAGGCGCAGACAAGCAUGAUCAAACAGCUUUCACUCUUAAUAUCCGCACCGACUCCAGAGAUCAUUUCCGAUAUCCGACUCUUGACAAUCCUGGGAUCUGCCCUCCCCGCCAGCGGCCAGACGCUCAUGGCCGGGUCCGAUUUCCUCGAUAUAUGCUGCGAAGCAUACCAAACACACAAGAGAGAGGACUUCCGCAAAGUCCUCGUAGCCAUCGUCUACGUCGGCCUCACCUCACUACUGAAAGGCACAAAGCCCAACCUCUCCCUGCUCCUCGACCAACUAUUCAGUCUCAAAUCCAGCGCAGGCAUCAGCACAAAGAACGGCCCGACCCUCCUGUCCGACCUCAUCUGCAGCUCCGACCUCCUCGUCCGUCUAGACCGCUACCUGAUCUCGCACCCGCAGAAACGCGGCCAAGAUCUCCUCUCCAGUCUACGCACCUACCAAACCGAAUCCACCCCUUUCCACCAUCGCUACCAGAGGCCCAAGAAAAGGCCCAAUAAAGGCAAAGGCCGCGCAUCAGACCUACCCCACGCAGACGAGAUGCAUAUCCACAAAAUGUCCUUGAUAACGCAGGUCCAAGACCUCUUCCCAGACCUGGGCUCAGGAUACAUCGCCCGCCUCCUAGAUGCCUACGACGACAACCCGGAAACCAUCAUCGCCAACCUCCUCGACGACUCCAUCCCUCCCGAAUUCCACAACCUCGAUAAAUCAGAACAACUCCCGACAACAUCGACAACAACUACUCACGACAUCCUCCCACCAAACUCCACCCCACCGCCCCUCCAACCCCGCAAGAACAUCUUCGACAACGACGUCGACCUCGCCGCCCUCCCGACAGAGAACCUCCACUUCGGCCGCGCAAACCCCACCCUAACAGCCGAUGACAUCCUCUCCGACCGCACCACCCACGCCGCCAACAAAGCGGCCAUCAUCUCCGCGCUCGCUACCUUCGACUCGGACGACGACGAACGCGACGACACCUACGAUGUAGCGGAUGUAGGCGGCACCGUCGACGCGGACGCGGACGGCGACGCAAAGCGUAAAGCCGCUGAGUCGGACGAGCUGGAUAUGACGCUUUUCCGGGCGUACAAGGCCUCGCCGGGCUUGUUUGGGCGGGACUCGGGCACGCGGCGGUCGCAGCCGCGGGCGGCGCUGAAGCGCGAGACGGGGAUGACGGAUGAGGCGAUUGAGGGGUGGGCGGUUAUGUUGGGUAGGGAUUCGAAGCGGUUGGCGAGGUUGGAGGGGAAGUUGGCGCUUUCAGGUGUUGCUGGUGGGGGGUUGGUGCAGGAUGAGGUUAAGUCGACGGCGUAUCGGAGGCCUGGGCUGAGGGCAGGUGGGGAGACUGGGAGUGAGGGUGAGGAGUCGGGUUCUGGGGCUGGUGGUCGAGGGGGAUCGAAUAGGGGACGUGGUCGGGGUGGGCGACGCGGUGGAGGCGGUGCUGGACGGAGGGGCGGGAGUGGUGCAGGAUGUGGUUCUGGGGAUGGGAAUACGGCAGCUUCACGGCAGAGGAAGGAGGAGAAUAAGGCCAGUAGGGCGAAUCAUAAUCGGCGACAGCAGAGAGCGAAGAAGGUGGCGCGGGCUGGUGGCAUGGUGGCGUGA
This is a messenger RNA of Aspergillus alliaceus, 2034 nucleotides long. Its product is annotated as ASCC2 family CUE domain-containing protein. The record is from RefSeq and is a predicted model, not a curated record. Gene Ontology annotation, molecular function: ubiquitin binding. Lineage: Eukaryota; Fungi; Ascomycota; Eurotiomycetes; Eurotiales; Aspergillaceae. The transcript has a single exon. The coding region runs from base 1 to 2034 and encodes 677 amino acids.